Molecule: messenger RNA, 1254 nt
Organism: Eimeria mitis
Lineage: Eukaryota; Apicomplexa; Conoidasida; Eucoccidiorida; Eimeriidae
Exons: 5
Coding region: 1-1254 (417 amino acids)
Molecular function (GO): protein binding
Source: RefSeq, a predicted model, not a curated record
AUGUCUCCUCACGGGGGGCAGCGACGCCGUCAUCCGUCUCUGGCCCACUCCAUACUCUCACGAGCUGCACGAGCUGCAGCAGCAGCAGCAGCAGCAGCAGCAGCGGCAGCAGCGGCAGCAGCGGCAGCAGCGGCAGCGGCAGCGACUCCAUACUCUCACGAGCUGCACGAGCUGCAGCAGCAGCAGCAGCAGCAGCAGCAGCAGCAGCAGCAGCGGCAGCAGCGGCAGCAGCGGCAGCAGCGGCAGCGGCAGCAGCAGGGGGAGGGGAGGGAUGCAUCAGAUGAUGAUGAGGAGGAGGAAGAGGAGGAUGAGGGGGUGCAGACACAGCAGCAGCAGCAAAAACAAAUACUGCUGCUGCAGCAGCAGCAGCAGCAGCAGAUGCAGCUGCUUCCUCUUUGUCAGUAUAGAGGAGCUACAGCACCCAUAUGGAGCCUAUCAGCCAGCCCCUUAGGGAGCUGGACCCCACCAAGACCACCAGCAGCAGCAGCAGCAGCAGCAGCAGCAGCAGCAGCAGCAGCAGCAGCAGCGCCAAGUGCUGCUGCUGCUGCGGUGGGAGGGGGAGAUGCGGGGCAGAGUAGCACUCAGCAGCAGCAGCAGCAGCAGCAGCAGCAGCAGCAGCAGCAGUUACUGCAGCAGCAUCAGAGAGACGAGACAGGGUACGUGUAUGUUUGGGACAUUCCUUCUGGGGGUUUGUUGGCCACGGCGUAUGCUGGUCUUCCUGCUGCUCAUGCUGCUGCUGCUGCUGCUUUUGCUGCUGAGGGCCGCUGCAGUGCAGCAGCAGCAGCAGCAGCAGCAGCAACGCAUGCAAAGGCCCUUUCCUUCUGCUACAAUUCUUCUCUCCUAGCGGGAGCAACCGGAGACGGCAGAGUGCUGCUGUGGGAUACAACAGCAGGUCAGCAGCAGCAGCAGCAGCAGCAGCAGCAGCAGCAGCAGCAGCAGCAGCAGCAGCAGCAGCAGCAGCAGCAACUGGAGCAGCAGCAGCAGCAGCAGCAGCAGCAAGACAGUGCGUUUGUGUGUGCAUGUGCUGCAGCUUCUCGUGGUGUCUGCGCUCGUUCUGACUCUGCGUCUGUGUCUCAUGAAAGCAGCAGCAGCAGCAGCAGCAGCAGCAGCAGCAGCAGCAGGUUUGGUGCUGCUGCUGAGCUGCAGCAGCUGCGCUGUCUCUACGCCCGGGCCCUUGCCUUUCGUUGCUGCUGCUUCACCCCAGGCAACCUGCUGCUGGUGGGGGGCCUCAGUACUCUUGAUAGAGACAUAUAA